Messenger RNA from Aspergillus pseudotamarii, 1014 nucleotides. RefSeq lists its product as uncharacterized. The coding region runs from base 1 to 1014 and encodes 337 amino acids. NCBI's taxonomy places the organism in Eukaryota, Fungi, Ascomycota, Eurotiomycetes, Eurotiales, Aspergillaceae. The record is from RefSeq and is a predicted model, not a curated record. The transcript has 5 exons.
AUGGGUGCUAAUGACCGUGGGAAAACCUACAUUACGGUCAGUGCGGUGCUCGUCGCGCUGUCCACGGUUGUUGUUGGUUUUCGGAUCGUGGCGAGAUGGAUGAGAACCACUUUGGGGUUAGAUGACUAUGUCAUCUGUGUGUCGAUUAUUCUUGCUUAUAGCAUGCUGGGAGAAGCUGUUUUUUGGGCCCGGGAUGGCGGGCUAGGAAAACACAUGGACGAGCUAAGUAUUCAGGAGAAGACUACCUUCCAAAAGGCGAGUAUUGACAGACAUCCAAUUUGUUUCUUCGCCAACGAAAUCUCAUAUACCCUCCUCGUCCCCUCCAUCAAAAUCUCAAUCCUCCUACUCUAUCGCCGAAUCUUCACCGUUCGCAACUUUCGAAUCGCGAGCCUCAUCACCGGCGGUCUAGUCAUAUCAUGGUGUCUCGCUGUCUUUAUCACCGUCCUUCUUCAAUGUCGCCCAAUUGCCCUGAACUGGAACAAGACCUUAGAAGGAACGUGCAUCGACCCGAAACAGUUCUUUUUCGGCAAUGCGAUAUCCAAUCUCCUCAUAGAUGUGGUUAUCCUCGCUUUACCGAUUCCGAUGGUUCUACAGCUUCAAUUACGGUUGUCGCAGAAGCUGACUGUUCUGGGUAUAUUCCUUCUUGGUGGAUUUGUCUGUGUCGCGAGUGUUAUGCGAGUCGUUACUCUCGAUAUCUUCGAAACCAUGGAUACAUCAUACUCCGUGAUGGAAGCCGCAACCUGGACCUUCGUCGAACCCUGCGUCGGAAUCAUCUGCGCUUGUUUACCGACCCUUCGGCCGCUUCUACGGACACUAUGCUGCUCCUUCUCGUGGAGUACGGACCAUUCCGAUGGUCCACCGGCAAAUUAUAGGAUGCAUAGAAUAUCCAGUGCCGCGAAGAAUGAUUCAGGCGGCAGGAGCGACAGGGAAUGGGGCAAUAAGCGAUUUGGGGACGAGUUAGCGUUAAUGGGUGGGGGUACAAAAGUAACUGUCAAUGGGGAUGAUGCUUCCUAG